CGCCGAAGCCCUAGAAGGCUCGUCUGGCGCCGGUCCGGAUUUCCCGAAGGAUAGUAAGCCUCAGCUAGACAGUCAGGGAUUGUAAGGCACCAAAUAGAGUGCUUGAUAAUUGCUCCAAAAUUGCCAACAUAUCCGAACGUGGGCUGGGCUCAAGAAUGGGGAGGGCCCCUCCAAGCGGGAAGAGUGGUGAUGGAUUCGUCCGUAUCACCGUACCGGCUCCGAACGUUGAUCAAGACGAGGGUCGGUUGCCACGUGUGAUGAUCGAUGUUAAACCUCUGGCGAUGGUGAGAGCAGAACCAAAAAAAACUCCACUUCGGUGUGGGAGGAGAUGGAACUUGGAAGGUCCAAGAGGAGAGGACCACGUCAGGGCCACCGCCUUCACUGCUGCAGCUGAAGUUCCAAACAAGGCGACUGCGGCCGAACAGGCGGAUCUGGGCGGUCCAAUCCGAGGGUCGAGGAUGACAGUGGGGUAUUCACGUCGUCUGUACUCGGAGGAAGGGCUAGAGCGGUUGGGCGGCGGAUGUUCGCUGCAAUACCCUUGCAAUUUUGGGCUUGUGUGUCUCUCUUCCUUCUUCCUCUUCCUUCGUCACUCGUGUUGCGCUCUUGACUCUUCCCGUAUGAAUCAACGUGCCUGCUUAGCGGCAUUUGAACAGCAAGUCGGAGAAUAUGCAGCGAUUCGUCAUCAUGACUCGAAGAUAAAUCAGUUUGAUCGUGGGAAUCCGGAUGGGCCUAUCUGUUGCUCUCGGUGUCCGGUUCCGAGUAUCACGGAGGAAGGCCAGAGCGUCCAUGCGGCAGCCGCCACGGAAUAGGAAUCUAGAUCGUUGCUGGGAACGAUUGGAUAGUUCAUUGACAUAAUCCUCCGGAUGGUCGAUGGAGCUUCCAGGUGACAGAGCGGCAAUGCAAUAAGGAACUCUAUAUGGGACGACAGGCCCGGCCCAACCCGCUCGAGACAGCAGUUCAGACAUUCAGAGACCUUUGGCUCGAGUGGUUAGGUUAGGCGA
This is a messenger RNA of Colletotrichum godetiae, 1001 nucleotides long. RefSeq lists its product as uncharacterized. The transcript has a single exon. The record is from RefSeq and is a predicted model, not a curated record. Bases 156 to 809 code for a protein of 217 amino acids. Lineage: Eukaryota; Fungi; Ascomycota; Sordariomycetes; Glomerellales; Glomerellaceae.